This is a messenger RNA of Fraxinus pennsylvanica, 987 nucleotides long. NCBI's taxonomy places the organism in Eukaryota, Viridiplantae, Streptophyta, Magnoliopsida, Lamiales, Oleaceae. The record is from the annotation of a GenBank genome assembly.
AUGGGGGCUGGUUUCUGGGUUUUUUCUCUUUGCCACCUUCUUCUCUCUGUAACAACUGCAUCUCUACAUCAGCAAGCGUUCAUCAGAGCCCAAGAUGAGAAAGAAAAGCCAUCAACCGGUUGUGAUCUCUUUCAGGGAAGUUGGGUUUUUGAUAAUUCUUAUCCACUUUAUGAUUCAUCCCAGUGCCCUUUCAUUAAUGGUGGAUUGAAUUGCCAGAAGAAUGGCAGACCUGAUAAACUGUACCUGAAGUACAGAUGGAACCCUACUGGUUGUAACAUUUCUAGAUUUAAUGGUAAGGAUUUGCUGCAAAAAUUGAGAGGUAAAAAGAUGAUGUUUGUUGGAGAUUCAUUGAGCUCCAACCAGUGGGAAUCAAUGGGGUGCAUGCUUCAUGCUGCGGUCCCAAAUUCCAAUUACAGCUUUGAAUCACGAGGACUGCUCACCACUAUUUCCUUCAAGGAUUAUGGAGUCUCGGUUUCUUUCUUGAAAAAUGGGUUUCUUGUAACCCAAGAAAACAUAACACUGAAACUUGAUACCCUAAGCAUGACUGAACAGUGGAAAGAAGCCGACGUAUUGAUAUUCAACAGCUAUCACUGGUGGUUACACACCGGCAAACUUCAGACAUGGGACUACUAUCAAAUCGGUGAGAAAAAGACAUGGAUCGUGUUCUUCCAAGGAAUUUCCACCAUGCAUAAUCGUGGCUACGACUGGAAUGAACCACAAGUGCAGAAUUGCACCGGACAAACGAAACCCAUAGAAGGGUCGAAUUUCCCCGGUACUAGACCUGCCGGUGAUGGAGUCGUGAAGAGCGUAUUAAGUAGCAUGAAAAAGCCGGCAUAUUUACUCGACAUUGUUUUGCUCACUCAGUUAAGAAAAGAUGGGCACCCAUCAAAAUAUGCUGAUGUGCCAUUGGAUUGCAGUCACUGGUGUCUUGCUGGUGUUCCAGAUACUUGGAAUCAACUCCUGUACACAAUUCUCAUGGAGAAGUAA